CUAUUAGGGUAAUAAAGCUAUACAAAGGUCAAAGGUUACGUCACCGAACCCGGAAGUGACCAGUCUGAUCGAUGAAGGCGGACUGUGGAUUUUAAAUCGCCAGGAUUUCUGAUCUCCAUGCCACGUUCACCGGUCGGCGCACCAGUUUAUCAAUGACUAACGCACAGGAGUUCCCGCCAGUUGUUAGCCUGAAUGUUGGCGGACACCGCUACACCACCACGCUGUCCACCCUGCGCAAGUAUGAGGACUCCAUGUUAGCUGUCAUGUUCAGCGGGAGACACCAAGUCCUUACUGACAAGGAUGGCCAUUAUUUUAUCGACAGGGAUGGCGCAUUCUUCAGCCAUAUUCUAAAUUUCCUCCUCUCUGAGAAGUUACCACCCCCUGAUGUAGGACAACAGGUUUACGAUGAAGCAACAUUUUACGGCAUCGAAGCUUUGUCCAACCAACUCCUAGUCUACAAGGAUGUUGCCAUGGCACAGAGGAUGCAAAAGUGGGUCUCCAGACAUCCGCAGGUUACAGCAAUUGCGGUGCGAAUGAUGGCAUGCGCCGUGGAAAAGUACCACAAAAACAACGACUUUCAUUGCACUGAGACGCAGGUCAGGACUACGUUAGACCGGGGAUAUACCGCAGAGUUUUGCGUCGGCGCGGUUGUUGGGUCAUAUCCAUGUGAAGUCCCAAUUCCGAAAGAGUUCUUCAAGUCCAAGUGGAAGGACACCCAUGGAUGUAUCAGCACUGAUGGACCCACAGACUUCUCUUCUCCAAUCACGGUUACCGACACUGAUUGGAUCAAGGGACUGUUACACCACCAGUUUGAAAAACGGGGACUUUCGGCAACUCUGACGACAAAGAUCUGCCAUUGUUCCAAAGAGUCCAGGUCAAUAAGUCAGCAUUUUAAACUCAGUAGCCUGAAUGGAACCAUUUUUGUUUACUGUGGGAAGGUUGCAGUGAAUGCUACUUUUACCUGGUCCAAGUUACAAUAAAGAAUAAAAAUAUUUUCGAACCGUACAGUAAAACCAAGGAGGUUGAAAAGAGGGACUGACAUGUAUAAUAAACUAGUUAAAACCAUACAGAUUGGUAAAUGGAGCCUCUUUAGCCGCUAAGACUUCUGGAGUGGCAGCAUUUACUUUUUUUGGGAAUGGUUUUCAACGUGGGCUAUUAAAGGCUAUCUAAAGUGCAAAAGGUGGCAAAACUCCCUUUCCCAGCAUAGAGUCAUCCUAGGCCUGUGUUGAAAAUUGUGAAUCCCAGUAAUAAAUGCCUCUGCUGUAGAAGUCUGCAAAGGAGGCUAUGGAUUGGUCGGAGAGCAAAAGUUGUAACAUCCACAGGCUGUAUUGAAAUGGGUAUGAUCGGUGAAUUGAAAGCAUUUAUUGGUCAGGCUUUUGUAACUGACCAGACAGUUCCUACAGUUCAAGGUGCAACACAUAGUUACUUUCUAUGGGCAAAAUGUGCCAAAUCAAAAGUUUAAAGCAAUAACGUUUAAGCCUUUAACAGCACAACUAUUUAUAACAUGAUUUGGGAAAAACAGAGAUAUCUUCUCUGCAUAUACAAGUUAGCGAAGCUACAUAUAUGAACAUAUCAUUAUUGUUAUUUCAUAAAUACGAGUUUCUGCAAGCUGCAUUGUUUUGAAAUUAUGGCUAGCACCAAGUAUUAUUGCAUAUGCUUUUAUGUACAUUUAAGUAUAUAUUCUAUGUAUAUAAAUUGUAUCUUUUAUUCUAUCUAUAAUUGUAUUAUUUACAAUUUACUUGUGUCUCUAUCAAAUUAUGUUUUUAAGUUUUGUGAAGGCUUUCUACCACUCUUGACCAAUGUGAGCAUUGAAAUUACAAAGAUGGUUUCAUAAACUUGUACAUAAUUUUGUGAUUUUGUAAAUUUUGUUGAGAUACUAUGCUGUGUUUCAUACUGAAUGUAAAUGUUGAGUGCUGCCUUUGUAACCUUAAGCCACCUCUUAUGUGUUUAAAUUUCACUUUAUCAGUUUUAUUUACUGAUAAAUAAAGCAUUACAACUGGA
Molecule: messenger RNA, 2001 nt
Organism: Branchiostoma floridae (Florida lancelet)
Lineage: Eukaryota; Metazoa; Chordata; Leptocardii; Amphioxiformes; Branchiostomatidae
Product: putative potassium channel regulatory protein
Exons: 3
Coding region: 153-980 (275 amino acids)
Biological process (GO): protein homooligomerization
Molecular function (GO): protein binding
Source: RefSeq, a predicted model, not a curated record